This is a messenger RNA of Strongyloides ratti, 1143 nucleotides long. RefSeq names its product Mitogen-activated protein kinase 10. Gene Ontology annotation, molecular function: JUN kinase activity; ATP binding. Gene Ontology annotation, cellular component: cytoplasm; nucleus. NCBI's taxonomy places the organism in Eukaryota, Metazoa, Nematoda, Chromadorea, Rhabditida, Strongyloididae. The transcript is spliced from 3 exons. Gene Ontology annotation, biological process: protein phosphorylation; JNK cascade. The record is from RefSeq and is a predicted model, not a curated record. The coding region runs from base 1 to 1143 and encodes 380 amino acids.
AUGUUAUUAAAUCAAUUAUCAGGUUAUUAUGAUAUAACUAUUAAUACAAAAUAUAAUUUAACAUUACCAACUAGAUAUGUUAUAGUUCAAACAAUUGGUUCUGGAGCACAAGGUGUUGUAUUUUCAGCAUUUGAUUUAAUUACUUUAAAAUAUGUUGUAAUAAAAAAACUUGAUAAACCAUUUUUAAAUGAAUUUAAUGCUAAAAGAGCAUUUAGGGAAGUUUGCUUACUCUCAGGCAUUAAACAUUCAAUGAUAAUUCCAAUGUACAGUAUGUUUACACCACAACAAACACCAGAUUCAUUAAAAGAUAUAUAUUUUGUAAUGGAAAAAAUGGAUGGAACAAUUGAUAAAUGUUAUGAUAAAUUAUUAGAUCAUACAAGAAUUUCUUUUUUAACAUAUCAAAUUCUUUGUGCUUUAAAACAUUUACAUGCUUCUGGUGUAAUUCAUAGAGAUUUAAAACCUCAUAAUAUUGGUUUAAAUGAUGAUUGUACAGUUAAACUUCUUGAUUUUGGAUUAUCACGAUAUAUUGAAAAUCAAAUUUACUUAACAAAAAAUGUUGUAACAUUAUUUUAUAGAGCACCAGAAAUUUUGUUAUCAUUAAAUUAUAAUGAAAAAAUAGAUGUAUGGUCUGUUGGUUGUAUAAUGGCUGAAUUAAUAACAGGAAAAAUAUUUUUUAAGGCACGAGAUGAAUUAUCAUUAUGGAAUAAUAUAAUAGAAAAAUUAGGAUAUCCUAAUGAUAAUUUUUUAAACACUUUACCAUCAAUUUUAAAAGAUUAUAUGAAAAAAAAUUUAAAAUUUAAAAGUAUUGACUUUGAAAAACAUUUUCCUGAAUCACUUUUUGAUAAUACAUCUCCUGAUAAUCAACCUAUUCCAACAGAUUUAAAUUCAAAUAAUUGUAGAGAUGUAUUAAAAAAAAUGUUAACAAUUGAUCCAAAUGAAAGAAUAUCUGUUGAUGAAGCUUUAAAUCAUCCAUAUUUAAGAAUUUGGAUAGAAGAAAGAGAACUUUCUAGUGGUCAACCUGAAGUAUAUAAUCCAAAUAUUGAAAAUACAAUAUUUUCAAUUAAAAAAUGGAAACAAUUAAUAUUUUAUAAAAUAAAAAAUUAUGAAAAUACAAAUAAUAUAUUUCUCAAACUACAUAAUUAA